AUGUCUAUCGCCAUGCAACUCGCCCGCCCAACCAUCCGUCACUUUUCCGUCCGCCGUCCUCAGCCAGACACUCGCAUUUCUCGCUUCAUCACCAGCUCCUGUCUAUUCACGGCCGUGGUGCUUCCCUUCGUACCUCCAGCUCUUGAGAGUUCUCGCGAGAAGAACAAUGGAUACCCCAAUCACAACAAGCCGCACCCACCGCUAUGCUUCCACGCGCGCUAA
This is a messenger RNA of Aspergillus costaricaensis CBS 115574, 222 nucleotides long. RefSeq lists its product as uncharacterized. Lineage: Eukaryota; Fungi; Ascomycota; Eurotiomycetes; Eurotiales; Aspergillaceae. Bases 1 to 222 code for a protein of 73 amino acids. The transcript has 2 exons. The record is from RefSeq and is a predicted model, not a curated record.